AUGGCCACCAACUCAAUAAUGCCCGCCGUCCGCUUCCACGGCCAAAAGGACAUCCGCCUGGAAUCCAUCCCCAUCCCCAAACUCACCACACCCUCCCACGUCCUCAUCCGCCCCGCCUUCUGCGGCAUCUGCGGCUCCGACCUGCACGAGUACCUGGGCGGCGCCAACCUGAUCCCGUCCGAAAACCCCCACCCCAUCACGGGCGAAACCCUGCCUCUGACUCUCGGCCACGAAUUCUCCGGUAUCGUGGAGGACGUCGGUGACCAAGUCAAGGGCGUGAAGAAGGGUGACCGGGUUUGUGUGCAGCCGAUCAUCUACGAUGAUGAUUGUCGGAGCUGUAAGAGGGGCCUGCACAACUGCUGUGAUAAGAAUGGAUUUGUUGGGUUGAGUGGUUGGGGUGGCGGCUUGAGCGAGUUGAUGGCCGUCCCUGAGAGUUGUGUCAAGAAGCUGCCGGAGAAUGUGAGUUUGGAAGUCGGCGCCCUCAUUGAGCCGUUGGCCGUAGGCUGGCACGCUGUUGAUAUCAGUCCGUGGAAGAAGGGGGAUGCGGCGCUCGUGCUAGGUGGUGGGCCGAUCGGGUUAGCGGUCGUGCAAGCCCUCGUCGGCCGAGGCUGCGACAACAUCAUCGUGAGCGAAGUCUCCGGGAAGCGGCGACAAUUUGCGAAGCAGUUUGGCGCGACGCAUGUCGUGGACCCGGUCAAGGAAGACAUUGUUGCGCGCGUCGAAGAACUGACAGGCGGUUUGGGCGCGGACGCGCUGAAGGCGAGGGGCACGUUGGUGAAUAUUGCGGUGUGGGAGAAGAGGGCGCAAUUGCAGAUGAAUGAAAUUGUGUUUCGGGAGAGGGGGUAUAUGGGCGUAGCAACGUAUUCUCUCGGAGACUUUGAAGCUGUGCUGGAGGCUAUUUCAAGCGGCCGAAUGAAACCCGAAGGCAUGAUCACCAAAAAGAUCAAGCUGGACGAAGUCGUCGAGGAAGGCUUUCAUACUCUGAUCGACGACAAGGAGAAUCAUGUCAAGAUUCUCGUAGAUGUUGCUGGGAGUACGAAGAAGUCAUGA
Molecule: messenger RNA, 1050 nt
Organism: Cyphellophora attinorum
Lineage: Eukaryota; Fungi; Ascomycota; Eurotiomycetes; Chaetothyriales; Cyphellophoraceae
Product: (R,R)-butanediol dehydrogenase
Exons: 4
Coding region: 1-1050 (349 amino acids)
Biological process (GO): butanediol biosynthetic process
Cellular component (GO): cytoplasm
Molecular function (GO): zinc ion binding; (R,R)-butanediol dehydrogenase activity
Source: RefSeq, a predicted model, not a curated record